GCCGGGACCUCCUUCCAUCCUGGUGAGAGGGGAUGACAGCGCGCCGAGAGGAAGCAGACCCGUGGCUUCCACGCCUGUGCCCGGGUCACCCUGGUGCGUGGUGUGGACGGGCGACGACCGUGUGUUCUUCUUCAACCCCACCAUGCAGCUCUCUGUCUGGGAGAAGCCCAGGGACCUGAAGGACCGAGGGGACCUCAACAGGAUUAUCGAGGACCCACCCCACAAGCGCAAGCUGGAGGCCUCAGCAGCCGACAGCAGCGAUGAGUCCGGCUCUGAAGAUGGCAGGGAACCACAGAACAUGAAAACCAAGAGGAACCGGACCGAAGGCCGUGGGAGUCCAGGGCCAGAGGAGGCAGAGCCAGCGGAGAGAGGCCCACAGACGCAGCCGCCCCAGAUUCUCCUGCCCCUGGAAGAGCGAGUGACCCACUUCCGAGACAUGCUGCUGGAGAGAGGGGUGUCAGCGUUUUCCACUUGGGAGAAAGAAUUACACAAAAUUGUGUUUGACCCGCGCUAUCUCCUGCUGAACUCGGAGGAACGGAAACAGAUUUUUGAACAAUUUGUCAAGACAAGAAUAAAAGAAGAAUACAAGGAACGAAAGAGUAAAUUGCUGCUAGCCAGAGAAGAAUUCAAGAAACUUCUAGAAGAAUCUAAAGUGUCACCGAGGACCACCUUCAAGGAGUUCGCCGAGAAGCAUGGCCGGGACCAGAGGUUCCGCCUAGUGCAGAAGCGCAAGGACCAGGAGCACUUCUUCAACCAGUUCAUCCUCAUCCUUAAGAAGCGGGACAAGGAGAACAGACUGAGACUGCGAAAGAUGAGAUGAAGUCUGUGCAGGGAAGACGAGGGACAGUGCG
This is a messenger RNA of Ochotona princeps (American pika), 851 nucleotides long. It is a transcript of the gene TCERG1L, whose product is annotated as transcription elongation regulator 1 like. The transcript is spliced from 7 exons. The coding region runs from base 143 to 820 and encodes 225 amino acids. NCBI's taxonomy places the organism in Eukaryota, Metazoa, Chordata, Mammalia, Lagomorpha, Ochotonidae. The record is from RefSeq and is a predicted model, not a curated record. Gene Ontology annotation, molecular function: transcription coregulator activity; RNA polymerase binding. Gene Ontology annotation, cellular component: nucleus.